Messenger RNA from Trematosphaeria pertusa, 2610 nucleotides. RefSeq lists its product as uncharacterized. NCBI's taxonomy places the organism in Eukaryota, Fungi, Ascomycota, Dothideomycetes, Pleosporales, Trematosphaeriaceae. The record is from RefSeq and is a predicted model, not a curated record. The coding region runs from base 114 to 2504 and encodes 796 amino acids. The transcript is spliced from 2 exons.
CGACGAGAAUCCCGAAUUGGCCCAACACAUCUAACGCUUUAUUUCGAAAACCUCUCUAGAUCUACGCACGGAGCGACCAGAUUCCCCACUUCCUGUGCAGCGUGCAGCCACACAUGAAUAUGUCCAGUCUCUUUCGGAAUAUGCCACCUGGCAUGCCAAUGCCCUCUUCCUUCUCGUCGCCAGAGGAGGUAAGCAAGAAGGCACGCAAGUUAGCCAAGCAGCUCUUCGAAGAUCGGGAGACCCUGCAACAGAUCAUGGAGCGACAUGAGGAAACCAUUCGCAAGCGAUGGAGUAAGAAGUCUAACCAACAGCGGAAGAAGAUACUGCUCGCAGCUUGGCCGAGCAUGUCUGCUCAACACCGCCCGGAUGUUGAAGCAUGGCGUCGGAACGAUAAUUCUAAGACCGAAGCAUAUAUGUGGCCGUAUAUCAACCUCGAGGACUUGAUAAAGCCGAAACUCCUCCUGAUCUUCCUCAACGCACGGGCUCGCCAUCAACCUCACGAAUUCGUGCAUUCAGACCUCAAGCUUGCCGCAUUUGGAGAGACUAGUGGUGCUACAUUCCCUGCUUUCUUAAACGAAUAUACCAUGCUCUUCCAUGGGAGGAAUACGCCCGCGACCUACGGAGAGCUCGUCUCCUGGGACGACGAUGACGAUGCUUUCGAAUACAUGUAUAACGGGAUCGGAAUGCACCCUGGGCAUGGUCUGCAGGCGCUAGAAAUCCAGCAGCGUAUCUGGGAGUUUCUAGUGAGCUGCUGCAAGCACCUCUUGCAAGACAUGCCAUCGUUGACCACGGGCGAGGUGCAAUCUGAGCCCGCUCCUCCGACUGCAACCGAGCCGAACGUCACGUCUCUAGAAGCGAUUGCACAAGAAGCGCCUUACCGCAUUCCCGCGCGUCUGGAUUUCUCGAGGCUGAAGGCUCUUGCUUCUGCUGAACGCAACUCUCGAGAAGACCACCUCUGGGCCCUCCGCGAAGAUCCCAGCUAUUUUGCAGACGUCAUGAACGACUUCGCGGAGCACAGGCAGGAAAUGCUGCUGGAUUCAAGGGGCAGCAAACAUCCCACGAUCGCGGAAUCCGGGCAGCCAUUGUUCUGGAACCGUGUCCUUGGUAACGUCGUCGUGACAUCCUACUUUGGCUUCGCGACUUUCGACGAGAUCGUAAAGCAGAUUGGCAAGCUGAAGCAUCUCGCAGGAAAGUACAAGGACGAAAUCCGACCUGAAGACGAUCUUCCUUCGGAAUACAUGGAAGCUUUCCAAACCCUGCGAUUUAUCCUUGACGCUGCAAAGACCGACCUCAUCCUGCAGUUGAAAGUCGGCGUUUACCCGUCUCCGCCCCUUCGACAAUUCUGCUAUCGCCAACCGCAAGAUCCCAUCUCUUCGAUGAUUCAGGCUGCAUACCAGCCGCCUCGCCAAAAUCACGCCGUGAAGCGUUUGAUGCCCCUCUUGGAUAUCCUUUGGAAUGAGCAGCAACUGUUUCUGUUCGGUCUUCAUACUGUCGUCGAUGAGAUCGAACGUCUAGUCCAGGCAGACCCAGAAGUCAAAGCUCUUGUAUCAUCUUGGGUCGCCAAACCCCUUUCUUCCCUGUCUGUGGUUGCUGAAUGCCUCCAUCAACUGCAUCUCUACCAGCCCUGGGCGCGCAAAAUUGAAGACGGGAUGGAGCUGAAGAAAGACGAAUUGCUCAAAGUGUACAAGGAAUCAUUCAAAGGCUGGCUUCCUAUUCUGGGCAUCAAAUUCGAGGACGCUCAGAUCUCUCACCUGGCCGAUCCCAGAGACGGCAAGUUCAACCACCCGCUGCAUAGACGCCGUGAUAAAGAGAACGUCGAUGCUUUAAGGAAAGCUGAGAGGAACCUAGAUGACUUCUGGGUGGCUGUGGAUCGGCAUUACAAAUCUAGGACUAGUGGAACAUCCCAGCAUGAUAUGGUCGCGCAUCUCCUGAGCUCUGAUCGCGCGAUCCAGCGAACUCCCCCUUGGAUUGAACCCAUCAAGAACGAAAAAGCAGUGGAGCGACAGGAAUACGUCUACCAACCCUUCUCCACCAUCUAUCAUGACCGCACCAAGCAGAUCACUGGUAGCUUCGACCGGGUUUCCAUCUCGGAGAAGCCUACCAAGCCGAAGACCCGCGGGAUGGGCGCGCCGUCAGACGUACCUACACCCGAAUCUCCGCAACCUACCGAAGCCGGCAUCGACCAGCAAAUAUUCACGGUCGACAAACGCACCCAUAAGGUAUUCAAAGCGCUCUUCCACUCUCCAUCAAACCCUGAUUUACCUGGCGAGAUCCCCUGGUCGGACUUCCUCCACGCGAUGGUCUCUACCGGCUUUUCGGCCGAGAAGCUGCACGGCUCAGCGUGGAACUUCACGCCUCGCAGCCCAGACGUAGCGGUGGAGAGGAGUAUUCAAUUCCAUGAGCCACAUCCUUCGAACAAGAUCCCGUUUCUUUGGGCGAGGAGGUACGGCAGGAGGCUAGCAAGGGCUUAUGGGUGGAGCGGCGAUAUGUUUAGACUGGAGUGAGGGGUUCCGUAUAAGGGCGCAUCAUCGGUGCAAUGAUCAAAUGGAGCAUGUUGGACGAAUAUAGGUACUCAGAGUGCACAUCAAAUUGCGAUAAUGAAAGCAGGCG